AAAAAUAAUAAUAAUAAUUUCUCUCUACAGACGUCUUUUGUAACAGGUAGCUAAUCGCAAUAUAAUGGUGUUUUCUUUCUGCAAAAAAAGUAGUGUUCCUAAUUGGUAACAAACUACUACCUAAGCUACUACUAUCACUCUCAGCUAGGUCUGGGAUUGCUAGGCAGCUAACGUUAGCCUAGCUAGCUAUCAAACCUAGUCUGUAACAAACAACAAUGGUGAAGGAAACCGGCUUUUAUGAUAUGUUGGGUGUUAAGCCCAAUGCCACUCCAGAUGAGCUGAAAAAGGCUUAUCGUAAGCUGGCCUUGAAGUACCACCCUGACAAGAACCCUACGGAGGGGGAGAAAUUUAAGCAGAUCUCUCAGGCAUAUGAAGUGCUAUCGGACUCCCAGAAGAGAGAGGUGUACGACCGGGGUGGGGAGAAAGCCAUAAAAGGAGGGGGCAGUGGCGGGGGUUUUGGAUCCCCCAUGGACAUCUUUGACAUGUUCUUUGGAGGAGGUGGCCGAAUGCACCGGGAGAGGAGAGGAAAGAAUGUUGUUCAUCAGCUCACUGUCUCUUUGGAAGACCUCUUCAAUGGCGCCACGAGGAAACUUGCUGUCCAGAAGAAUGUUAUUUGCGAGCGAUGUGAAGGUCGCGGGGGAAGGAAGGGCGCGGUGGAGAUGUGCAUGUCCUGUCGGGGCACAGGCAUACAGGUGCGCCUCCACCAGCUGGGCCCGGGCAUGGUGCAGCAGGUGUCCACCGUGUGUGGGGGCUGCCAGGGUCAGCGCAUCAGCCACAAGGACCGCUGCAAGGCCUGCAGUGGACGCAAGAUCCUGCGGCAGAAGAAGAUCCUGGAGGUCCACAUUGAUAAAGGUAUGAAGGAUGGACAGAAGCUAGUUUUCCAUGGGGAGGGAGAUCAGGAGCCCGAACUAGAGCCUGGUGACAUCAUUAUUGUCCUGGAUCAGAGAGUCCAUCCUGUCUUCACCAGGCAAGGGGAAAAUCUGACCAUGACUGUGGAGCUGCAGCUGGUGGAGGCCCUGUGUGGUUUCCAGAAGCCUGUUCAAACUCUGGACAACCGAAGCCUCCUCAUCACCUGCCACCCAGGGGAAUUGAUCAAACCUGGCGACAAGAAGUGUGUCCUGAAUGAGGGGAUGCCCAUACACCGCCGGCCGUUUGAAAAGGGACGCCUCAUUAUCCUCUUUUCGGUGGUAUUCCCCACAGCCAACUUCCUCCCCAAGCACAAGCUGAAGGAGCUAGAGCACUACCUUCCUGCCAAGAGUGAGGCGGAGCAGCCCGAGAGUAUGGACGACGACCUCUACAUCUACGCCGACCUGGAAGACUGCGACCCGGCCAGAGUAAGACGCAGUCAAUACCACUACAUGGUGGAGGAUGACUACCCGUCUGCUGGUGGGGUCCAGUGCCAGACCUCAUAAGACCCCCUCACCUCACUCCAACCUCUAACCCCAGACCCCUCCGGAAACGUGCACAAUCUGCAUCUUUAAUUUUUUAUUCUCUUAACUUACAAUGCUAACUGUGGUGCUGAAGUGGUCCUUUGGGCCUGAUACCUGGAUCUACGUUCCAAUGCGACUUGGCUGCCUUUUAGUUGGAUCGUGUGCCUGAGUGGAUGAAAUAAAUUUCUGGUUAAAUUCCUUAGAUUGAGAUUUUGGAAGCGCUAUGGAUGCUGUCACUGACUUUUUUUAAAAGUGUUUGUAUAUUAGCAGGUUUUGAACACCCGCUGUCUUAACUUUUUUUUGCUUCCAAAGGUCACAAAAUAAGAUAGUUGGAAGCUAUAAUUCAUGUUGCCUAAUUUAAUCCUCGCAGUGAAGAACCAUAUAGGCCUUUGUGCAUAUUGGUCCAUUUUAGAAUAAUGAAAUGUUUUUGUAUUCCACAUUAGCAUAGUUGAAAGAUACUUGCCAAAUAUUACACUAUUUAGUUUUUAUUCAUUUUUAAUAAUGAUGUAAUGAUGCAUGUUUAUCUCCAUUUCAUAAAAUGCACAUUGGCAUUGUGGUUCUUCAUCUGAAUCAUCCUAUCUUCUGUAGUAUGGCAUACUUGUUUAUGUUCAACUGACGAUGGAAAAAGUUAUUUACCCCAUUUGUGCGAUCUAGAGUUGUCUAAUCUGUUUAAUUCUACCACUCGUCAUGGGAAUUAGUCAAACUGUAAAUAAACUUUCAAUAGGCCUCAA
Oncorhynchus mykiss (rainbow trout) is the source of this 2161-nucleotide messenger RNA. RefSeq names its product dnaJ homolog subfamily A member 1. Gene Ontology annotation, molecular function: Hsp70 protein binding; ATP binding. The record is from RefSeq and is a predicted model, not a curated record. Gene Ontology annotation, biological process: protein folding; response to heat. Lineage: Eukaryota; Metazoa; Chordata; Actinopteri; Salmoniformes; Salmonidae.